Molecule: messenger RNA, 726 nt
Organism: Durusdinium trenchii
Lineage: Eukaryota; Dinophyceae; Suessiales; Symbiodiniaceae
Source: the annotation of a GenBank genome assembly
AUGGCUCACGAGGAAGAACAGGCCUUGGAAAUCGAGGCGCUGCAAUCCAUUUUUGAAGAAGGAAAGGAGUUUACAAGCAUCUCCAACAAAGAGUUUACCAUCAAGCUAUUGCCAUUUCCAGGUGGUGAGGAGGAGAAUCAUGUCCAAGUGACGCUUCACGUGACGUACACCGAUGCGUAUCCAGAUGAAGCUCCAGCAUGGGCAUUGGAGGAUGUCGGAGGUUUGGGAGAUGAGAAGCUUGAGUUGCUACGUCAGAGAAUAGAGGAAAGCAUUGAAUCCUCACUUGGUAUGGCAAUGAUUUACUCAGUGGCGGAAGCAUGCCAGGACUUUUUGAAAGAAAACAACCAAAAGGAGCUGUCGAUGCAUGAGCAGAUGAUGCUAGGGCAAGCUGAAGAGGAAGGCGACGCUGAGGAGGAAGAUGAAGACGAUGAAGAGGAGGAGGAGCCCGAAUGGAAAGGGUUGCAAGAAAAGAACCUUUGCCCAGAGAGCGAGCGAAUCACGCCUGAUGCUUUCGCAGCAUGGAAGGCAAAGUUUGAUGCAGAGAUGAUCGAGAUGGGCGUGCUCAAGCGGGACGAAAACAGAUCAAGGACUGGGAAGAUGAUUUUCUCACAGAGUCCAGAGGCAGGCAAAGACAACGGCUACAAUGAGUCCAAGUCGGAGCUUCUGGUCUAUGACGCCGCUUUGUUUGGCGAGGAUGACGAUUUGGAGGAAUUGGAUGAUGAUUAG